Messenger RNA from Acanthaster planci (crown-of-thorns starfish), 2009 nucleotides. RefSeq lists its product as uncharacterized. Lineage: Eukaryota; Metazoa; Echinodermata; Asteroidea; Valvatida; Acanthasteridae. The record is from RefSeq and is a predicted model, not a curated record. Gene Ontology annotation, molecular function: protein binding.
GCGAGAAAAUAUGUUGAACGGGGGUCUUCGGACUGUAUGAGCUCUCUUGCCGGAAGUGGCCUUUAUGGUUGGCUUCCUUGGCAACGAGUAACUACUGCACGAAAUUAUCUGAACAAAAUCCAUGGUACAAUAGUUUCUGUACAAACUGUUUAUGCUUAUUGAUUAAAUCAUCAUAUUAACACAGUCGUUUGCACGGAGAGGACUGUUUGAACACGUUUGACAUUUAUUGAAUAAGUAAUCGGCUGUAUUCGGAAUGGAAUUGAAAUUCGUCUGAAUAUACUGAUAUAUAGCAAAGGAGUGUUCGAUGUCCGACGCAAGCGUUUCGCCCGUUGUUAACUGAGUUUUGGCUUGGAUAAAUCUUGAGCAAGAUAACUACAGUACAAUCUGCGUCGUAUUUGUUCACGCAGAGAUCUGCUGUGGUAUGAUAUAGGGCCUGUAUUCAAACAGUUUCUGGAGAGGAGAAAACAAUUUUCUUUGGAUGUGCAGAAUGCAUUUUGUAAUCACAACUUCUGAGUGAGUAUGGCUCUCACACUAGUGAGUUUGAAGUGGAUAGCGGGAAAGGAGUUCACAGGUCGCCCGCCGUCACCCAGGCAAGGACAUGCGAUUGCUGUCCUUGACAAUGCUGCCUACAUCUUUGGGGGAAUCCGAUGUGUAGAGGAACCAGAAAAGGGAAUCUUCUACUUCAGAGAUUUACACAAGCUGCACUUUGGCAAAAUCUUGAGAUGGGAGAAGAUCAGAUACACAGGGGAUGCUCCGAUGGGUCGCCAUGACCACGCUUUGUGUGCCAUUGAAACCACAUUAUAUGUGUUUGGAGGCAGAAAUGAAAUGAAUGCUGAUGAAUGCUUACCUGGGUUGCAUGCAUUCAGUACAAAAUCUUGCAACUGGAAGCACAUACAGACGCAUGGGGUGGAGCCAAGGUCAUUGAACCCUGGUUGGGCUGUCGUUGACAAGAGGAUUUUUGUGAUUGGUGGAAUAUACAAGGGUGAGGCGCAUUGCAAUGUGGAUGUCCUAGACACUGAGACAAGCACAUGGACUCGAUUGUCUGUCACGGGUCUGCCACCCGCACCUAGGUGUGACCACAGACUGAUGCCUGUUGGCCGUAGCAUCUACCUGUUUGGUGGAUGUGGAGGCCAGAACAAAUGUUUCAAUGAUCUUCAUGCACUGGACACAGAUUCUCUGCAGUGGUCCUCCCCACCAGUUAGGGGAGAUCCACCCCCACCCAGGGGAUGUCAUAGUUUGACCCUCCAUGCUGACAAGGAUAUCUAUGUCUUUGGAGGGUCCAACGAUGGCCUGAAAGGCAAGACAACACUCGGUGACCUCCACAAAUUGAGUCUUGCCAAGAUGAAGUGGAAGAGGCCGUUCUACUCAGGCAACCCUCCUUGCCGACGCUUUGGGCAUGUGGCCUGCACGUACCUCAAUCAUCUGUAUAUUUUUGGAGGAACCAAUGAGGACAUGGACUACAAUGAUGUCAAGGCAGCCAAACUUAUCAAUCCGUCCAGUCGCAAGCCACUGAAAGUUUCACCAGAACUCCUGCAUGAUGUACUCUACGGCAGGGCUGACCAAAACAAUGAAGGAACAUCUGCUGCAAUGUUGCCACUACAUGAAAGUGUGCUCAGCUCUGCCACAGAUCAAGAACAAGGUGACUCUGACGACUCCGAUGCCUCAGACACUGCAUCCAGUUCCUCAUCAUCUUCUGACUCUGAUGCAAGCGAUAGCAGUGAUGAGGAUUAAAGAAUUCCUCAAAACACACUUUCCAGAGCAGAACAUCCUCAUUCUCAUGUGUUAUAGAACACACCAGCAGAGAAACACUUGUUAGAUUUUGUGGUAGCAACUACUUUUCAGAUGCAUUAUCUGCACAUCUGCUAACACAUUUUUGCAUUUGUGGAGUUAGGCAGUCUUUCCAUCUGUACAUUAUACAUAAUGUAUAGUUGGGCCAGUGUUGUAUUCAAGUCCAUCACAAGUCCCUCAAAGUCCGUCACAAGUCCAUCACUAGUCCAUCACAAGUCAUU